Paramecium tetraurelia is the source of this 1305-nucleotide messenger RNA. RefSeq lists its product as uncharacterized. Gene Ontology annotation, biological process: peptidyl-serine phosphorylation; signal transduction; endocytosis. Gene Ontology annotation, cellular component: nucleus; cytoplasm. The record is from RefSeq and is a predicted model, not a curated record. Gene Ontology annotation, molecular function: protein serine/threonine kinase activity; ATP binding. NCBI's taxonomy places the organism in Eukaryota, Ciliophora, Oligohymenophorea, Peniculida, Parameciidae. The transcript has 5 exons.
AUGUUUAAAAAUGAUAAACCCGUUAUUAUUGAUGAUCAAUAUCUGCUAACAUCACUUUAUUAUACUGGUAGAAACUCUGUUUACUAUAAUGCAGUGUUAACUAAGGAUGAUCAAAAAAGUGGUGACAUACUAGUAUAAAUAGUUACUAAUCAGUCAUAAUGUUAUUGCAGAUUAUAUAAAAAGACUAGUGACAAUGGUAUCACUCCUAAAAUUCAUCAAUUUGGAAUUCUCAAAGUAGGAGAAACAUCUUAUCAUUAUAUUGUACAAUAGAAAGCAGGACCUUCAUUUAAAUUGUGUUUUUAACUAAUGAAGCGAAAGUUUUCAAUUUCGACUAUUGCUUUGGUUGCAUUAAAAAUGAUCACUCAUCUCUAAUAAUUGCAUUCUUUGAAUAUAAUUCAUAGAUGCUUAAAACUAUCCAAUUUAAUUAGCACUCUUUAAUCAGAAAUAUAUUUCACCCACUUUGAAUAUUCAUCAAAAUAUAUGGAUAAAAAUGGGAAAAUCUUAAUAAAAUAAAAGAAUAAACUCAACUUGUAUAUUAAUAAAUUCUCAUCCAUAGGCACUCAUUUAUAACAAUUUCCUUGUCCAAGAGAUGACUUAGAGUCCUUGUUCUAUAUUUUGUUACAUAUCAUUACCUUAGGAAAAUUUUUGCAUUCCCAACCAAAUGUGGAACGAUAGGAAAAACUCAAAUAUUAUUAUGAAAUUAAACAAAGAUUUGUUCCUGAAAGAGAAUUAAAGGGAUUUCCAGAACAGUUCCUAUAAUUGUACCAUGGAAUAAGAUUACUUUAACCUCACGAAUUUCCAAAUUAUGAUUAAUUGAAAUAACCAUUUUUUCAAUUAUUAGGCUAACAUGACCUACAAUUACAAUUUGAUUGGAUUCCUUUACUCAAACCUAAAAACAAAAAUAGUAGAUCUCCAAGUCCUAUCAGAAUUAGUAAAUUAAAACAUGCUGGAAGUGUUGGGGAUAUGGCAUUUAUUUCAUAACAAAAAAAGGAUGAUUCAAUUUUAGAUUCUGUGUCUCCUUAAAAAUAAGGAAAACCUACAAUGAAACAUUUUGUAUAUUCAACAAAUAAGAAUGCAACAGAAAGAUAAUUACCAGCAAUAUCAGAGGGCAAAGAAGGAACUUCAAAUUCUAUAUUUGAAAAAAAUUAAAACUAGAAAAAAAUGGGAGGACUUUCAAUUAUCAUUUGUAAGUAAUAAGUUACAAGUUCUUCAUCUUCAGGUAAUGUGAGUUCAAUGAGUGAUGACCAAUCAGAAGUUGACACAAAACCAUUAAAUGGAAUUAUUAGUAAACUUUAUUUGGAUUGA